AAUGGGAAGCGUGCGAGACAGUGGCAAAGCGAGUUACGGUCUACAUUGAAAUCGGCGGCUGCACCAUGCUCUCCAGGUCUAUCCCGUGUCUGUGGAUUACAUUUUUCCUGCAUUUAUGCUGUUGUGUAGACAGCGCGGAAGCACAGAAUGCGAAGGAAGUGAUUCUGCUGGACUCCAAGGCACAGCAGACAGAACUGGAGUGGAUCUCCUAUCCUCCCAAUGGGUGGGAAGAAAUCAGCGGCUUGGAUGAGAACUAUACACCAAUUCGCACCUACCAGGUUUGCCAAGUCAUGGAGCCUAAUCAGAAUAACUGGCUUCGGACUAACUGGAUAGAGAAGGGCGAUGCUCAGAGAAUUUUUGUGGAACUGAAGUUCACCUUGAGGGAUUGUAACAGCCUGCCUGGUGUGGUGGGCACUUGCAAGGAGACGUUCAACUUGUAUUACCAGGAAACAGAUUCGGAGGUGGGCAGGAGCUUACGGGAGAACCAGUACGUGAAAAUUGACACAAUUGCUGCAGAUGAAAGCUUCACUCAGGGUGACCUGGGCGAGAGGAAGAUGAAGCUGAAUACAGAAGUGCGCAUAAUUGGCCCCCUGUCCAGACGGGGCUUCUACCUAGCCUUCCAGGAUGUAGGGGCUUGUAUCGCCCUGGUAUCUGUUAAAGUUUAUUACAAGAAGUGUUGGUCUAUCAUUGAGAACCUGGCCAUGUUCCCUGACACUGUGACAGGAUCAGAGUUUUCCUCGCUUGUUGAAGUGGAAGGCGUGUGCGUGAGCGAUGCUGAGGAGGAGGCCGACAACUCUCCCAAGAUGCACUGCAGUGCCGAGGGGGAAUGGCUUGUGCCUAUUGGAAAAUGUAUAUGCAAAGCUGGAUUUCAUCAGAAGGGAGAUGCAUGUGAACCAUGCGGUCGUGGUUUCUACAAGUCUUCCUCCCAGGACCUCCAGUGCUCUCGUUGUCCAGUGCACAGCUUCAACGACCGCGAAGGCUCCUGGCGCUGCGACUGCGAGGACGGUUACUACCGAGCACUCGCUGACCCUCCGCCUGUGGCCUGCACAAGACCUCCCUCGGCGCCACAGAACCUGGUCUACAACAUCAACCAGACCACUGUUAGCCUGGAGUGGAGCCCACCAGCCGACACGGGCGGCCGCAACGAUGUCAGCUACAGGGUUAUAUGCCGGCGCUGCAGCUGGGAACCCGAGGAGUGUGUUCCGUGUGGGCCAAAUGUGGGAUACUCUCCUGCACAGUCAGGAUUAGUGGACACUUGUGUGACCAUCAUGGACCUGCUUGCCCACGCCAACUACACUUUUGAGGUUGAGGCUGUCAAUGGAGUGUCGGACCUAAGCCGCACACAGAGGCUGUUUGCGGCAGUUAGCAUCGCUACUGGUCAAGCAGCUCCCUCCCAGGUCAGCGAGGUCAUCAAGGAGAAAGUGCAACAGCGCAGCAUCCAGCUGUCCUGGCAAGAACCCCAGCAACCCAACGGUGUCAUCACAGAAUAUGAAAUCAAAUACUAUGAAAAAGAUCAGAAGGACCGGAUCUACUCCACGGUGAGGUCUAAGUCCACAUCAGCCACAGUAAACAACCUGAAGCCCAGCACGGCCUAUGUGUUCCAGAUCAGGGCCUUCACAGAGGCAGGAUAUGGGACUUAUGGCCCCAGACUGGAGAUAACCACCAAGGAAGAGGCAACAGCUGCGAUUGUCUCCAGCGAGCAGAACCCCGUCAUCAUCAUAGCGGUGGUGGCUGUGGCGGGGACCAUCAUCCUGGUGUUCAUGGUGUUCGGCUUCAUCAUCGGGAGAAGGCACUGCGGGUACAGCAAAGCGGAUCAGGAGGGAGAUGAGGAACUCUACUUCCAGUUUAAAUUUCCAGGCACCAAAACCUACAUUGACCCUGAAACAUACGAGGACCCAAACAGGGCUGUCCAUCAAUUUGCCAAGGAGCUGGAUGCCUCCUGCAUUAAAAUCGAGCGGGUUAUUGGAGCAGGAGAGUUUGGGGAGGUGUGCAGUGGCCGGCUAAAGCUGCCCGGAAAACGGGACGUUUCCGUUGCGAUCAAGACGUUAAAAGUGGGCUACACGGAGAAGCAGAGGUGGGACUUCCUAUGCGAGGCCAGCAUUAUGGGACAGUUUGACCAUCCCAAUGUUGUUCAUUUGGAAGGAGUUGUGACAAGAGGAAAACCAGUCAUGAUUGUCAUUGAGUACAUGGAGAACGGCUCAUUAGAUGCUUUCCUCAGAAAACACGAUGGUCAAUUCACAGUCAUCCAGUUGGUGGGGAUGCUGCGGGGCAUAGCAGCAGGAAUGAGAUAUCUUUCUGAUAUGGGAUACGUCCAUCGAGAUCUGGCUGCGCGAAACAUCCUUGUCAACAGCAAUCUCGUAUGUAAAGUGUCUGACUUCGGGCUGUCAAGGGUGAUAGACGAUGAUCCGGAGGCUGUCUAUACAACAACUGGUGGCAAAAUACCUGUCCGGUGGACUGCACCAGAAGCCAUCCAGUAUCGUAAAUUCACCUCUGCAAGUGACGUGUGGAGUUAUGGUAUCGUCAUGUGGGAGGUCAUGUCCUACGGGGAACGACCUUACUGGGACAUGUCCAAUCAAGAUGUCAUAAAGGCGAUAGAGGAGGGCUACCGUCUUCCAGCCCCCAUGGACUGUCCACCAGGCCUGCAUCAGCUAAUGCUGGACUGCUGGCAGAAAGACAGAGGCGAACGCCCCAAAUUUGAUCAGAUAGUUGGCAUCCUUGAUAAGAUGAUUCGUAACCCUAACACCUUGAAAACCCCAAUGGGCACGUGUACAAGACCAAUUAGUCCACUGUUAGAUCAGAACACCCCAGACUUCACCGCUUUCCGCUCAGUGGGAGAGUGGCUGGAAGCCAUCAAGAUGGAACGAUAUAGAGACAACUUCACAGCAGCUGGCUACAGUUCCCUGGAAUCUGUGGCCAGGAUGUCAAUCGAGGACGUGAUGAGCUUGGGAAUCACUCUGGUGGGCCAUCAGAAAAAGAUCAUGAGCAGCAUACAGACUAUGAGAGCCCAGAUGCUACAUCUCCAUGGCACAGGUGUCCAGGUGUGACUGGAACGGGCCACCUCGGGCUGGCCGAAAACAAAAACAGAACUUAUCUGGAGCAGCGCCUGGGAUGUGACCAGUAUAUUCGUCAAAGUAAACAGACAUCUGUUAUGUCUGACUCUUCCGGCUGUGUCCGGAGUGAUAUCAUUCCUUUGUUCCUCAGUGAAGGAUUGUGGUCCGCAUCUUCAAAGGGCACUAAAGAGAGGAAAAGGGCAAAAAAAACAGCAACAAAAAAAGAAACUACCUGGACGAGACUUACUUUUUUCUUUCUUUUUUUAAGAAGCGCUUACAAACUCAACCACAUAUCAAAUGGCACAUUGGAAAGGAGUUUGACGCUUAUGUUUCUUGAACUUUAGCUGAACGAUUUAAGUGCACACCAUGGCUAUGGAUUUUCUGCAAAAAGAACAAAAACAUCUUGUCUACUUGCAAUGGUUUCACUUCUUUCUUUUUCUAAGUUGUUCAUUUUCUUUGUAUCUGCCACAGUGACAUGUUGUUGCGCAUGCAGCAAAUCUUUUUGGUCUUCUAUUUGGACUUGACAACAGGGUAAACUCUCUUUUAUCCAAAACAGAGGGAACUUUUUAGGUGCAGAUUCCAAGGUAUUUCUUGUGCGGAGACAUGCUGGACUGUUUGAACUGUUUGCAGUGAUUCGUGUUUUCAUGAUAUACUCACAUGCUUGUUUGCAGCCUACCAGAGUGAGUUUUUGACGUGGUUUCAACAUUUCAAAUUUUUUUAUUAAGGAAUUUUCCGAAGGGUGCAACAUUGAGGAGACGCAAGACGUGAACUGUUCUUGGAAUCACCAGACUUUUAUAUCAGAGUAGCAAUAUCCUAUGUCUUAGUGUUCACUAAAAGAAACACAGAAACCGUUACUUGGUUAUUGAGUAGAAUGUUUUAGCACUGGUGAAAGAUUGUAUUGAAACUGGUGCCGCCGCAUAUUGUCUUGCCAUCAUUUUGCCUAAAAUUUUGCACACAGGUUGGUGCAUUGUUCAGCUGCAAAUACAACUUUUAGGGUGGAUCCAAGAAAGGUGUAGACGUAAUACUGCCUUAAAAUAUGUUAGAUUAAGUAUUGCCACUCUUUUAGGCACUUCAGUGGCAAUGCUUUCUGCGGUUCAUUAUGAGGGUGGACAAGCUCCCUAUUUUUUUUUUUCUUUUUAUCUGGAACUUGAACCGGUGAAAUCAAGUUCACGAACAUGGUUUAACGCCACGGGUGACACAGUCAGCAAAGGAGAGAUGAACUAAACAGAGCAAUAAUAACCAGGUCGAAAUGGUCCUCACUUGAGAUUUAUAAGGUGCUAGGUAUGAACAUGUGUGUGCUGUGCUGAGACAAACCCUUUGGAAAGAUUUAGUCACCGCUGGAAAGGAAAGGAAUGUACCUCUUUGACCUAAAAACAGUUUGGAAGGUGCUCAGAAAAACUGCCGUGCCAAGUUAUCAAAUGAAAUAAUCAUGUUGUAUUUUACCAUUAUGAUAUGCUAAACCUAUAAUGGAACUCUAACUUGGCAUGGAAAUGUUGAACUUGAACUGGUUGCUGAUAUGAGAGAGGCAACAUUCGAAACACUAGAAAGGUGCCAAUUAGCCUUGCUGACAUCAUCUUCUGACACCAACUCGCCACCCAGAAAUCAAAGAGCCCCUUCAGAGUUUGGGUAUGAAAAUGCAGGCCCAAACGAUGAAGCCUCUGUCAUACGCAGAUCAUGCUGUUAAUUCCAUCGUCCCGGCUCUGUAGGCAGCCAUGCAGCUCCCUUCUUUAUUCAUGAAUCUCCGCUGCUCAUCACUCACAGGCAUAGAUGGAACCUGCAUUCAAGUGUCUCUUAAGAUUGCUACUCUUUUUGUCCAUACGGCUUUGUAUGGAGAACAGAAAGGAGGGGGCUUUGCAGAAGAUGUCCUAAAAGCCAAUCAACCUAUUUGGUGCCAUCUGUCUCUAUUUCAAAAGCAGUAUGUUUUAGUUCAGUAUUCUUUGAUAAGACAAUACUGUUAUUCAGCUGUCAUGUAAAGAGGAGUGGUGUUCACAGAAGAAAACCAUUACAACUUCUUUUAUUGCUCCUGUAACCUGAGAUAUAAAUCUAUAUUUUGAAUGAUAGUCAUUUUUCUUAAAGUUUUGCAUAGAAUGCAAUAGACAAAACAUCAGCAAUCAACCUUGAGCUCAGUAACAAGCAGUAACUCAUUCUCUCCAUUGUCUCAUAGACUACGUCCAUAUUAAGUCAGCUAUAUUUUAAAACUAAAACACUGAGCCUUUCAUAAACACUCUUCAAAGUGGGUAAAACUGAAAAAGUCUGCUUGAUGUUUUAGUGUAAUGGAGGUUUUGGAAAACAAUCACCUGUCUUUGUGGUGAAGUUAAAAAAAAAAAAAAAACGAAAAAAAACCAUGUCAUUGUCGCCUCUAGCCCUCUUAAUGGCUUAUUUCAAACGUUAAUUACACAGUACAGGUAUUGUCAUUUACAUGUUUUUAUAUUUAUUUUGUGAGAUGACAAAGUAAAGAUAAAAUAAAUGUUUGAUUAGUGUAGUAAGUACAGUAAUGGUUAUUUUCAUAGUCAGUCCCCCAAAUAUUUACUCCAUUAAUAAAAUAAUUGUUAGGGCCCUGAAGUGACAGCAAACAAUGAAAAAUGUCUUCAAAUUACUUUUUCGGCUAACCAAUCAUCCAAAACUUAAAGCUACUUAGUCUAUAAUAAGUAAUGACAGGAUAAUAGGAGAAUAUGAAAAACGGCAAAUAUUUACUUUAUAUAGCUCAAAUGAAUAACUAUCAAAAGUUGUUCAUCAUCUAAUCAAAUUAGUGACAAAUUGUUUCAGCUCUAGAUUUGGACAGCACAGGAAUAUUGGUUUCCCUAGUUAACAGGUAAUAAUAAUGAGCCAAUAUCAGAUCAAUAUUUAAUUCUUGUUGUGUUUUCUGACAACACAAACAAAAAUAUGUAACUGAAAACGGCUAUCUCAUAAAUCUGUAUGGUAGACGUGAUCACGGAGAUUUGACUAGCAGGGACUUAGCAGAGUACCCGGUCUAUGUCAUCAUCAGACUGUGAUAUUUCUUCUCCCUCACCAUCGAUCAUUGGUAGAGUUCAGGCCCCAGUUCGCAGAGAGAACAUUAAAUACAAAAACAAAAAAUGUAAUUUUAGCCAGCCAUGCAGUGUCACGGCUGGCUAAAAUUGGAAAAUUCUUUUUUCUUCUUCACUACUUAACAACAACAAGAGAUAAAAGGUUUGAUAAGGGAUUUUUUAGAGCUCAGCAAAUCUGGAUAUUUUGACAACCAGGACCAGUGUUUUGUGCCCAAUUGGAUUCUUUUUUUAUUUAAAUAGGAAGGUAAAAAUUAUAUUGGACAGGUUGUAAUAAUUUUGGCAAACUUUUUCUACCACUCAACCAAUCAAAAUCUAGGCUAUAUUUCAGUAAAUCGGUCCCUCUUUUCAUCCAAGCAGUAUGAUUGAGAUUGAGAGGGCAAUGAGUUCAACAGGCUCACUGUGACACACAAUGUUUGAUAACUGAUGACCUACAAAUCAAAUUUAGUUUAUGACAACUCAAUUCAAACUUUUUUUUCCUAUUCUAAUGAUUAUUCUGUCACAGCUCUGUGAUAAAAGAAUUGUUAGGGGUCCAAGCACAGCACAUGCUGGAACCUUCUAGGAACCGUAAGGAUUAUUAUUCUUAAAUAUGGACGGUUUCACAACGUUUUUUGAAUGGGGACCCACCCUCUCUGAUCCUGGGAUUUUCAUCCAUUUUAAGUUAAGUUUUCACAGGUUUCACGUUUGAUUUAAUCUUCACACGAAAGGUCUAAACUGAGCCGCACAAAAGUUAUCACUUUUUAUUUUGAUUCUCCGCACUGUUUUGGAGUUAUAUAUUUUUGAAAUGAUGUUGUUGAAGUCAAUUUCACAUAAACACUGAUAAAUCGAAUCUGGUUUAAGCUAUUAUAACCAAAUUUGGUGUGCACGCUUGGAUGCUAGGUCCCAGCUUUGUUGCACAGUCUUGGUUCAUUCAGCCUCUAAGGGAGUACAAAAAAUUCAAAAAGUUUAUAUCUCACCAUUGACCACUCAAUUUUUUCUGAAACUAAGAUGACAUGAUCUAUGGUCAUGUCUCAGUCUGAAUAUGAACUUUGGUUUUCGAUUGAUCAAAAUGGGUGGGAUUUAUAUGCGCAAAAUCGAACAGUUAGCUAUACAGCGCUUGAAGUUUCGAACAAAUUGUCAAAUAUCACCAGAAGGUCAUAGAGACUUCAUUUUUUUUGACACACAUCUUGUAAUAUGUGAUGAAAUUUUGCUUCACUGCAACAAAUGAUCAUUUACAAAGACCCUCACUCUACUUUUUAGCAUAAUCAAGUAUGCAAAUUUGGUAUUUUCUACCAAAAUUGAGUCACAGGUUGGAAAUCUGGAAAUGAAAAGUUUUAAAUUCUAUUUAAAAUUCAUGACAUAGUGACAAAAAAUGUUUUAGCAUAAUCUGUACUGUACAACAUGUCCUAACUUGCCAAAUGGGUAAUCAUUUUUUUGGUGAAUUUGGUAAAUAUUUAAACUUACACGGCAUUAAGUCUCAUAGAACCUCCAUUGUAUUUAACGUUAGGGUUGUUGAAAACAAAAUAUGACCAGUUUACUUGCAAAGUUGAUAUUAUUGGGGUAAAGGUGCUGACUAUGAACCACAAGGUCCCAAAUUCAAAUGCAAAGGGGGGACCUGUGCUGAAUGUCACUUCUCCACUCUAUCCCUUGACUUCCGCUGUUGUUGACUGGGUGUUAAAGACGUAAGAGACUGAACACCACCGCAAUAAUUCACAAUGUUUUUCAGGUCAUUGGGUUAAUCACUCUCUUUGACUUCAAUGCAGUACUUUACUGAUUGUAUGUAGAACUCAGUUAAUGUUCAGUGUCCAUUGCUGUUAGUGUAAGCUGUCUUGACUUGAUGGUGUAGUGAUAUGGACACAUGACCUGUGACAACAAGGUGACUGGUAGGAAUCCAGCUCCGCGACUUUGGCGUGUUCAUCUUGUUGUUUCCGUCCGUUGUGAACUAUAUUCAUACACAUGCUGACUCUAUUCUCUAUGUGUAUAUGUCAAACAUAGUGCUGGGAUCCUAUAUUUAAAAGCUUAACUACGUUCAUGAGGGUGUAUGUAUACACAAAAAUGCUUUCCUGAGUGGAAAUUUGAAAACUGGAGUCCUCUGAUGAUUGGGCAGGUUCUAGGCUCUGAAUGGGCUACUUUUUUUCAGUCCACUCUGGCAUCACUGACCGGGAACCAUAUUCAAAACGGAACCAGCUAUCAGAAUAAUGCAAAGUUUUUUUGUUCGUCAACCAAAAUAGGUCCAAAAACCUUCCAGCUGUUCUGUUGUUCAGGUGUUUUAGAGUGAAUGGAGAACACUACUAAAAUGACCUAAACAUGCUAGGAUGCACAUCUGUAAACUUUAAACUCUGUUUUCAGAAUGAUCCAGCUUAUUGUGGAUGUACGCUGAGAUCCAUUUUCACUGUGGGACUCACCCUGACCAGCUGUAAGCCCCCAUGUCACACACCCUCCCUUAUCCAUACAGCAAAGCUCAGGUCUUGGCCCAACCUUUGAAUUGAAUAAAAAAAGUAAUUCAGUCAGCACAAAACUCCCCAGUUCACAGGCAGCACUCUGUCAGACCCCCCCACCACCGCUCUGAUUUUAAAACCAGGUCCCUGGAGGCCCCUUACACUCUAAGGUAGAAUGCCUUUUCCUCUGCUGGGGAAACAGCACUUUGGGCCAAAUUGAGAUUAAGUUCGGAAUAAACACAUCUCAACAUCCAAAUCACCUGUAACCUUCACCAACGAAGUUGCUUUACCGUCUGUUUCAGCUUGUUUCAUCCGCAUUCUGCAGUUGAGGUUGCUCAGCUUUGGCCAAAAAAAGUUUUGCUGGGGUUCUAUUUCAGCAAAAACACAAAUGAAUUGAAAAAAAAAACAAAACAAAAAACAGAAACCUGCAGGAUGUAGAGGGUUGGUUGGAAUCAGGAAUAGCAGAUUAAGUAUGACGUUAUUUUUCAAAUCUUGUGGUACAGCCGUUGGAAAUUAAUUUCACUGCUUUUGCGAGGUGGUGGAUGAUUCCAAAGAGUGCAGCACUGUUGAUUGUGUCAAAAAGAGUCGAAAUUUGAGGGAAUCUUUGUGUAUGUUCUAAUUGUAAAACUUGUACAUUUUAUUUAUAUUGUUUUUUUUACACAUAUUACUCAGUAGAGAGCUCUGAAUACAUUGAAAAUGCACUAUAUUUUUAUAUCUCGCAGAUGAAAUAUUGUCACAUACAAGAUUUCAGUUGUACAUAAUUUCUCAUUUAGGACCAAAGACAGUUGAUAGGAUCGCCAUCUUAACUUCGACUUUGUCUUUAUUUUGCCUUUUAGUUUGUUGUACAGUAAUACAAAUUGUCAAUUUAUUAUUUAUUUUUCUGUGAUGAAAGUAUUGAGAAUAUUCACUGGUUAAAAGUAUUUUCCCCAACAGAAGAAGAUCAUUUAAUUAGACAAUUUCUUGUUACAUAGACAAUUCUUUUUGCUUUGUAACCUUUGUAAU
Messenger RNA from Xiphias gladius (swordfish), 9492 nucleotides. RefSeq names its product eph receptor A7 (gene epha7). Bases 66 to 3044 code for a protein of 992 amino acids. NCBI's taxonomy places the organism in Eukaryota, Metazoa, Chordata, Actinopteri, Istiophoriformes, Xiphiidae. Gene Ontology annotation, molecular function: transmembrane-ephrin receptor activity; protein binding; ATP binding. The record is from RefSeq and is a predicted model, not a curated record. Gene Ontology annotation, biological process: protein phosphorylation; axon guidance; cell surface receptor protein tyrosine kinase signaling pathway. The transcript is spliced from 17 exons. Gene Ontology annotation, cellular component: neuron projection; plasma membrane.